CGUCUGGAUGUCUCUGUUUGGCUGGCUGGCUGCCUUCAGUGUUUUUGAGGUUGCCUGCGCGUGGCACCAAACAAACACCCAAUAUCAUGUACAGCAUCUAGCAUUGGCCAGGGGGCCACGUUGUUGACAGCUUGCCAUCUCUGAUUACUCUAGUUUGUUAUUGUGCCUGGUUAUGUGUUGCCAGGAUGCCAGGAUGGCGGACAUCCCUGCCCUGCCGGACAGCCUGGUGCUGGAGAUCUUCCUGCAUCUGCCCCACACUGCCGUGCUGAGUGCCAGCCUCGCCUGCCGUCAGUGGCUGGCCGUGUCCCGCGACGAGUUCCUGUGGAGGGAGCUCUUCUACAGCUACUACCGUAUCCCCCGCGCCGUUCCCAGGCACCCAGCGGCCGUGUCCUGGUACAGGGAGUUCAAGCGCCUGUACGACUGUAUUCCGUGUGUGGAGGUCCAGACACUGAGGGAACACCAUGACCAGGUGCUGCACCUGGCCUUCUCCCACCGCGGACAACGCUUCUCCUCCUGCUCCAAAGACUGCACUGUCAAGCUAUGGGAUACGGAGCGGUCAGACGGCACUAUCGCCCUGGUGCACAGCUCCAGUAUGCGCCAGUACAACUGGGGCUACACACAGUUCUCACAGUUCAACGCUGACGACACCCUGCUGCUGGUGUCGGGGGUCUACCUGGGCCCCCACCACUCCUCCUCGGGGGAGAUCGCCGUCAUAAGCCUGGAAAAUUACACACUUUUGUCCCGGGUGCGGAACAAGCCCUAUGAUGUUUUUGGCUGCUGGCUGAACGAGACGCAUCUGAUCUCUGGAAAUCUACACUGGAUAGGAAACCUGACCUCCUGCUCCGUCCUCUGGCUCAACAAGGCCUUCCAGGAUGUGGAGUCGGAGAACGUGAACGUGGUGAAGCGCCUCUUCAAGAUCCAGAACAUCAACGCCAGCACCAUCCGCACCGUCAUGGUGGCCCACUGCCGGCGGCACGACACGCCCGACCUCCUGCUGGACUACGAGGCGCAGUCGCAGGCGCGCCGCAGCCAGGCCCAGGCCGGAGGCCAGCCGGCGCAACACCACCAGCCCAUGCUGUUCGACCUGGGAACCACCGACAGCGAGGAGGAGGACGAGGAGGGGUUCGAGGAGCUGGAGCUGGAGCCGCAGGUGGCUCACCUGCCCCAGGCAGCCAAGUACGGCCCGCUGGACCACGUCAUCCAGGGCCGAUGUGGUGUGGUGGAGGAGCGUGAGCUGGAGACGAGGAUAGCCAUGUUGAUGGGUAAGAACCACACCAAGACCGCGGACCCCUCCUCCCUGCUCUCUACCAGUGGGGGCGGAGACACAGAGGACAAGACCUACCUGCUCUUCACCACCGGCAGCCUUACCUACUCCCCACAUCAGAUAGGCAUCAAGCGCAUCAUGCCCGAUCAGAUGACGACAUGUGGGCCCGUGCUGGGAGAGGAGCGCAGCACCGACGAGUUCUUUGACUCUCUGGACCACGUCAUCGACAUCCACGGCCACAUCAUUGGCAUGGGGCUGUCCCCCGACCACAGGUACCUGUAUGUGAACAGCAGGGCGUGGCCGGCGGGCUGCAAGAUCUCGGACCCCAUGUCGCCACCGCCCAUCGCCGAGGAGAUCGACCUGCACGUCAUCGACCUGAAGAGCCUGCGCGAGGAGAGGCGGAGCCUCCGGGCCCACCGCGCCUUCACGCCCAACGACGAGUGCUUCUUCAUCUUCCUCGACGUCAGCCGAGACUUUGUCGCCAGCGGUGCGGAGGAUAAGCACGGCUACAUCUGGGACCGGCACUACAACAUCUGCCUGGCCAAGCUGGCGCACACGGACGUGGUGAACUCAGUGGCCUUCAGCCCCGCCGACCAGGAGCUGCUGCUGUCGGCCAGCGACGACUCCACCAUCAAGGUGUGGCGCUCGCCCCGCAUGGUACGCCUGGCCGCCGCCCCACCACGCGCCUCCCGCACCGGCCGCAACCUGCUCGCCUCGCUGCUCGGCCGCCGCAGCAACCACAACAACAACAGCGCGCCCCCCAACCUCAACGGACGUCCCUGACGACCAGGCAAGACGAGAUGCGCCCGUCCUGUCUCCCAUCCCGGCCUGAGAGGGUGGAGGGGUGGAGUGGAGAUUUAGCCCUCGCGUUACAGGACAAGGUGGGGAGAACAUCACCACCACCAUCUAUCGCGGGGAUUUGUUUGGUUCCAUAUGGCUGCCUUUAAACCCACCAAUACCCCACCCUUCCUGGCCCUUCCCUUCCCUUCCCAGCUUCCUCUGUCAACAUCUAUGGGCACGUUCUUGACCACACAUUCUGUGCAAAUCUGUGCAGAAAGUCCUGACCAGAAUGCAUUAUGAAUUGCAUUGUGGGCAGUGCAUUGUAUCAUGGACGAAGUGAAUGCCUCCCCACCCCAAUUCUCUCUCAAAAGGCUCAUGGGAACUUGAAGGGUCACGCAAUCUUGAACUGAAGUUACUGGUGCGGGGGCCAACCAGGGGGUGGACAGGAGACAUCAGUCGAAGCAACGUUGACCUAAAAAUAAGCAAUCCCACUGGGCUCCCUGCUAAGGAAAACGGGCCUCCAUCCAGGGAUGCUUUUACCCGACGGAAGGACGUUCUCAUGGAGUGUUCCUCAUGGAAGUACGUUCUCGUGCAAAAAGAGCAUGAUUUCAGAAGUACGAUGUCAUGGAUGUUGCGUUUCCUCCGUUUUUUUUUUUUCUCUAUCUUUUUUAAAAAUAUGCUGUCAGGAAAGGAUGAAUCAGGUGCUCUGUCCAAACGGCAGAUCAAGUUUCCAGGCGUGAAGAGGAGGGGAGAGAUGAGAUGAUAAACGUAUGCAAAGGAGGAGCGAAAUGGUAACAAAGAUGAAGAAAAAGCCUGGAUGGAGGCUGAACACGUGUGCCGAAUCACUUAGUGUGUCUUCACGUCUGCAGGUUUGAAGCCCCCCCCCUUCACUACUAUCCAGCCAUCCAGUGUUGACCUCCAAUUAACACGUGCACGUGUGCAUGAAUGUACAUGACAACUGUUACUCCUUCAGGUUUGGUUUGGUUUUGUGGGCUAUUGUCCCUUUUUUUUGUUUGUUUGUUUGUUUCAUUUGUUUCUUAUUCUGCAAUUUGUGUGAGCAAAAGGAAACCACACACAGGUCUCAGGAGAGGGGAAAAGGCCAGGAUACAAUAUAGGUGUAGCAUCAUAGACUACCGAGUUUUAAAUGUCUUAGCUGAAAGGUACAAGAAUCUACAUGACCCCCAACAAGAACAAGCUACAAGAAGCUGCUCAACCCUACAAGAGUAAAGGCUCCAAUUAUCUACAACAAUCCCUUUACCUCUGAUUUCUCUUCUGAAAUCUACAAAAAAAUUCUACUUGAUCCUACAGCAUCAGUAAGCUUCAAGUGACACAAAUCUACUGAACCUCACACGAGUAAGCUUACUUCUUUCAGUUUCCCCUUCACAUUUGCUAUGCCUCAAAGUUCUCAAAACAAGUUCUCAGCAACAGCAUUCAUUAGUUUUACAAUCCCAGUGCCUCAUAUUCCAAGUAUUACCUAUCCAAUUCAGCCAAGUGAUAGCCUAGUUAAAGGGUCACUUGCUUGAAUUGGACAGGCAAAAACAGGCCAUUUUGGAUCAUGUGGCACUGGAUUGUUAAGUAAUGAGACCAUGUUGCCCAUCACUGUUGGGAUAAAAGCUCACUGGUUUCAGUUUUGAUUUUACUCAGUGGAAAACACAAUCCAUGGGCUGUGUUCUCUCUGAAAGCAAUCUUUUGAUGUCUUGGCCUUUAUGUUUCAUUGUGUGGACAGCAGAAAAACUAGCCACAGGCCACAGUGAGUGGUACACUGUUUUCUUGUCAUUAUAAUUUAUUUGUGUCUCUCUGCGAACAAGUUUACGCCUCAAAAACAUUUGACAAAAGGCUUAAUUUUUUCAAUUUCUCUCUCAUGCUAAUGUUUAUCAUUUCUCAGUGAACGGUAAAUGAUCAACCCAUCUGUUAUCUCUCGGAAAACAAUCUUGCUUGUUUCAGUUUUAACUUUUUGACUUUUACUUUGCAUCAUUGUUUGCCUGAAUAGACAGUAUAAAAGCUACAAACUCGUACUGUGACUGAGCAUUACUGUGUCAUUAACACUAUUCUCUUAAUUGCUAAGUCUGUACUUUCCAACCCCAGUCUUGUUCUUGUACUGAAAAGCCCCCUACCCAUCAUUUAGACGUAGCCCAGGGUAGUGAAAUGGUCCUGUUUUUUUAUUUUUUAAAAAUAAUAAUUAAAGAGCAUGCUGUUAUUCCCUUGCUAUGUACAAUGGAGGCUUUUUUGGACAUUGUGACCUCUGACUUCAAUUAUUGCUAAUUUCUGUAAUUUUAAACAAAAAUAAUCCACAUGUUUAAACUUGCACAAAAGUGCAUAGAUUUUUGUCCUUUAAAAAAAAGGAAAAAGAAUGCUGGUGUUUACAAUUUCACCUUCCCCUGUCAUUGGCUAGAUGUUUUGUAACAGAAUAAACGUUUAAAGAGAAUGAAAGAAAAUAAAUAGAGAGGUAAACUUGACUGAAAUAGCUGGGUUGUGAUUGGCACUUGUGUAGUGUGUAUCCUGUUGGUUCAUGUUGUUGCGGAGGAGUUUGUGGCUGACAGUGCAAUUAUACAAUUAAAAAUGGACCUCUUCAUUAUCCCUUAAUUGAUUGAGCCAUGAUCUUUCUCCUCUGUGCUUUUUAGUGAUUUCACUCUUUUGUUUGUUUCCUUUGUUUUUCCUUUUUGUGUUCUUCUGUAGCAUGUCUGUGGCCAUGUUUCAAAAUGAAACGCUCACUCGUUCACUACACAAGUCACAGUAAAACCCUAUGUGUGGAAUACGGAUAUGUGUGGAAUGUUUGUCACAUUCUAACCAGUGACUAUACUUGUUGAUGGUUAGAAUGAAUGAACAGAAAUGUGUAUGUGCAUAGUCUACCAAACAUAGGGUAUGAAUGGUCCUAUAAGUUGUGAGUCGUAUUGGUUUGCUUCUUCCAUGGGGCAGGACGUCUAGUGAAAGAGUGAGCAUUUCAGAUUCAGGCCUGUUAUUAAUGUCUUGCACAGAGCCCUCCCUGCUGACCUGCAUCAUCUUCUCCAUCACUGUCCAGCAAACGGAGAGAGAGAGGCCUGUAUGGUGUUGGAAAUCUUUUUGGAAAAAAAUAAACUUUUGACUUUUAUCUCA
Messenger RNA from Engraulis encrasicolus (European anchovy), 5137 nucleotides. RefSeq names its product F-box and WD repeat domain containing 5 (gene fbxw5). Lineage: Eukaryota; Metazoa; Chordata; Actinopteri; Clupeiformes; Engraulidae. The record is from RefSeq and is a predicted model, not a curated record. Gene Ontology annotation, cellular component: SCF ubiquitin ligase complex; Cul4-RING E3 ubiquitin ligase complex. Gene Ontology annotation, biological process: protein ubiquitination. The coding region runs from base 173 to 2047 and encodes 624 amino acids. The transcript has 9 exons. Gene Ontology annotation, molecular function: protein binding.